GGUGUGUGUGUCCUGAGAGCAGCGAUCAUCAUUGAGAUGCAUGAAGAAGAGACUCCAUAGUGUUUUCCUGUUUUGUUGGCCUUCGACUGGAUUUAGCCUGUCAAAACUGCACCAGAGCAACGUGGGAUAAAGUUGUUGAAAUCAGGUUCCCUUCAGAUCUGUCUGCUGUGACUGAGACUUGAGUGAAAAAGUGAAGUCCUCUGUUCUCCUCAUCUCUUACGAUGAAUGAAGUAAAUGUUGUCAAAGAGGGCUGGCUUCAGAAAAGAGGUGAAUAUAUCAAAACAUGGAGGCCCAGGUAUUUCAUACUAAGGAGUGACGGUUCCUUCAUUGGUUAUAAGGGGAAGCCUGACCUUGGUGACCAGACUUCACCACCACUCAACAACUUUUCUGUUGCAGAAUGUCAGUUAAUGAAGACCGAAAGACCCCGCCCCAACACAUUUGUCAUCCGUUGUCUACAGUGGACCACUGUCAUUGAACGCACCUUCCAUGUGGACAGCAACGAGGAAAGAGAGGAUUGGAUGAGGGCAAUCCAAUCUGUUGCAAAUAGUCUGAAGAUGAGGGAACAGGAAGAGGAGGAACCAAUGGAUAUGUUUGGCUCACCGAGUGAAAGCAGCCUGGAAGAGAUGGAGGUGGCUAUGUCUAAGAUGGGCAACAAAGUGAAUAUGUGUGACUUUGAGUACCUGAAGCUGCUCGGUAAGGGGACCUUUGGGAAGGUGAUUCUGGUCAAAGAAAAGUCCACCGGAGUGCAUUAUGCCAUGAAGAUCCUGCGAAAAGAAGUUAUAAUAGCAAAGGAUGAAGUGGCACACACAGUCACAGAGAGCAGAGUGUUACAAAACACACGACAUCCUUUCCUCACGACACUGAAGUAUGCCUUCCAGACUCACGAUCGGCUCUGUUUUGUAAUGGAAUAUGCCAACGGUGGCGAGCUCUUCUUCCACCUUUCCCGUGAACGAGUGUUCACAGAAGACCGAGCACGCUUCUAUGGUGCUGAGAUAGUAUCAGCACUUGAGUAUCUCCAUUCACGUGAGGUUGUUUACCGUGAUCUGAAGCUGGAGAAUUUGAUGCUAGACAAGGAUGGCCAUGUCAAAAUCACUGAUUUUGGUCUUUGUAAAGAGGGGAUUACCCCUGAUGCUACCAUGAAAACUUUCUGUGGAACUCCUGAAUAUCUGGCUCCUGAGGUCCUAGAAGAUAACGACUACGGCCGCUCUGUGGACUGGUGGGGUCUAGGUGUCGUCAUGUAUGAGAUGAUGUGCGGCCGCCUGCCUUUUUACAACCAGGACCAUGAACGAUUGUUUGAACUCAUCCUCAUGGAGGAGAUUCGCUUCCCCAGGAAUCUGUCACCUGAGGCCAAGUCUCUUCUUGCUGGCCUGCUCAAGAAAGACCCCAAGCAGAGGUUAGGUGGAGGUCCUAGUGAUGCCAAAGAAGUAAUGAAUCACAAAUUUUUCAUCACCAUCAACUGGCAAAAUGUUGUGCAGAAGAAGCUCACCCCACUCUUCAAACCACAAGUGACAUCAGAGACAGACACCCGCUACUUUGACGAGGAGUUCACGGCCCAGACUAUUACUCUAACUCCUCCAGACAAAUAUAACAGCGUGGAUUGUGAGGACCCAGGCCAGCAAGCACAUUUCCCCCAGUUCUCCUAUUCUGCUAGCAUAAGGGAGUGAAAGCAUCUCUUAGCCAUACACACACACACACACACACACACACACACACACACACACACACACACACACACACACACACACACACACACACACACACACACACACACACACACACACACAGAACAAAAGAAAUUAAGAAACAAACACCUUGGACACAUCCUUUACUGCUAUAAAAUGACCUUAACCUCUAUUAUUUACAAGGUUUUGGUCCCACCAGGAUCUUUUAAUGCUUAGACUGGAAUCAUAUUGUUCUGGAGAAGCCCUCUUUUGUCCACACUUUGGACAAUGGAGGGAGUGUAUAAAACUGGAGAACCUCACACUGUAAUAGUUCAGCACAACUCAAGAACAAAAUCAGGGCUCUGUAGCACCUUUGGAUGGGCUAUACACAACAAAUGCUGCUUUUUCCGGCUGUGAACUGUGGACAAUCUUUAACACUAUCCUUUUAUGCCUUAUGAGGAACCAUACAGGUCCUCCAAAGUGCUUUUCUUCACAACUAUGAACUAGCUGUUACCUAUGGUGACAGACGGGUUUACAUAUGAGGGAGGAAGGAGCUCGACUAUUAUUUCUGCUAGGUGUGUGUUUAGAUUUCUUUUUUUUCUUCUGAGAAAACAGGUGGCAUCAUAUCCAGACUGUAUGUCAAUUAUUCAGUCAGGGUGUCAGUGACAGCAUGGUUUGUGUGUGUCUAGAUAAAACAUUUUCCAAAUAUGCAUCAAUUACUAUGGGUGAAUUUGAAUACACAUGAUGGAAGUGUCUGUCGUGAAAAGGGUUUGACAAAGUGAAACACGGCGUGUCUGAGAGAGGCUGUGUAUUUUAAAUUCUAUUUAAUGAAGCGACAAACACUUCAAAAUUAGUUUGCUUUCAUCCAAGAAUGUGAACUUUGUUAGCAGAUCUUUUAUGUGUGAUUCAGAAUGUCUCUAUGCACAGGUGUCUUGCAUAUAUAUUUUUAAUUUGACAGAUUUUUGAUGAUCCUAGAGCGAAAAAAUUCACCACAGCUUUGUGAUUUAACCUGAUUUUUUAACACUAACUGCAUUUCACCAAGCCUCAUUUGCCUUUAUGGGCAUGCUCGUAAUGUAGCUGAAACCUUCCUGGAAAAACCUUCAAGCUUAUUAUUAAUAAACAUCUCAACAAAAUGUGUCUGCUGCACGGAGUAGAAUAAACUCCCCAGAUAAGAAAAGUUGGCAUCAAAUGUCCAAUCUGUAACUCUUGACUUCUGUGAUCAGAUAGUAUAUGAUUUACAUUUUUACUUUAGAAUAUUUAUUUUAACAGAGUUCUAGCAGGCUGCUUGUGUUAGAUGUUAUAUGAUAACUGUAGAAAUCCUCAAAAAAGAACACUAAAAAAGAUGCUAGUAGUGAAACUGAAACUGAUGUUGAUGAACGGAUAACCAGGCUUAGGCACCAAACGGAAAUUAUUUUCUUUUAGGAAGGGUCAUAUUUAGUGUGCCACCUUUUUUUGCUCUCAAAGUUUAUAUUUAAAGGUUUCAAAUUCACGUAACAUUUUUGACACUAAGAAAGUAUUCUUUCUCCAAAUGAUAACACUUUAUCUGCUGGAGACUUGACAUGCUUGUUAGCUAUGCAGAAAAGGCAAACCUUGUAAUGCCAUAAUUUACAAUGUAAGUUGAAUAUUCAUACAGCAGUAAUAUUAGCUGUAAAAUCUUCUGUAACUAUCAUAUUUUUUGCUGUUUUGAGAAUGUCAAGGACCUUUAAACUGCUGCAUUUGAGUCAAAUAUCUUGAGUGCAUUGAGGUGAAAACAUCAUGAACAUGAUUGCCUUAGUGCAGUCAUGACCUCCAAUAAUGCUUCUUAUUUAAUUUUAUUGUCUUCUCUGUGAAUUAACACUGAACAUUAUGAAAUUGUAAUUGAGAGGGUGUGCCUUUUAGAUUUGUGAUACAGACCUAUGUACCUGUGUUCCACUGCACGGCAGACAGCCUGCAUGCUAUACUGAUGAGCUGCUGGUAAUAAAUGAAUACUGGUGUAGACAACCUGCUCAGCUUAACAUACAUCACAGCCUUCUACCAAAUGUAGUAUUUUUUUAAAAGCAAUCAUUUUUGGGGUUGUUUGUCUUGUUAUUUUUCUGGUCUUACUUCAAACUCUGUUUUCAUCUGAUUUCCUGUACCCUGUUGAACUGUUGAAAGAAAUGUUUUUGUUUUCAGUUUCAAUAUCCUUUUUAAACAAUUUGUUUUUGCUUGUCUGUGAAUGUAAUUCUGAGAGACAAAGAAAAAUACCUGUUUAAUUUUGAACCAUCUUUAUACAUCCUCAAGUUUGUUUUCAUUCUUUUUCCUACCACUACAGGGUGCUCCUCUUCUUCUUUUGGUAAUACUGUCUGUAUUACCAAAAGACUGAAGUCAUGCUUGGUAAACAACUGUUAACUGUGUUGAAACAGCAAAAGGCAGAAGUUGCCAGCAGCCAAUCUGAGAUCACGAAGAGUCUCAUUUGCUCUCUACAACCAUAGACACUACCACUGCAGAUGGACUAUGAACAAUAACAGCCUUGAUGAUGUUCUAAAGCUGAGGCAAUCACUGUAGCCAAAUGCCUCUAAAAAAAGUGCAAAUGCAGAGCUGCGGUCCAAUUGUUCACUUUCCUUUAAACAUAACUGUCACAUUGAAAACUGUAAAACAAGUGCAGAAAGUCUAUUUGAUCCGUUGGUCUUUGACAGAAUGGAUUUACAUGAGUACUAAAUCAGUUGUAAAGACAUGCCCUGUUUGACAACAUCUGUGUGGGGCUACAAGAAAGGCAAUGUUUAUGAAAGUCAUUCUGAAAUGGGCAUUGUGCAGUACAAUACAAUAAUAAAUUUGACAUUUUCAUAA
Molecule: messenger RNA, 4466 nt
Organism: Notolabrus celidotus (New Zealand spotty)
Lineage: Eukaryota; Metazoa; Chordata; Actinopteri; Labriformes; Labridae
Product: RAC-beta serine/threonine-protein kinase-like
Exons: 14
Coding region: 222-1664 (480 amino acids)
Biological process (GO): protein phosphorylation
Molecular function (GO): ATP binding; protein serine/threonine kinase activity
Source: RefSeq, a predicted model, not a curated record